Molecule: messenger RNA, 1237 nt
Organism: Podospora bellae-mahoneyi
Lineage: Eukaryota; Fungi; Ascomycota; Sordariomycetes; Sordariales; Podosporaceae
Gene: WWM1
Product: WW domain-containing protein wwm1
Exons: 3
Coding region: 266-1237 (323 amino acids)
Molecular function (GO): protein binding
Source: RefSeq, a predicted model, not a curated record
CAUGAAUUUUGUUGUUAUUCUCGUGUUCUCUUGCUCAAUUUUCGAAAUAUUUUUCUCUUACAUUGACCAAACUUCCCUCUCUUAUCGAUUGCCCCUCUUUCGUCAUCAUAGCUCGCUCUUGAUCACUGUGCCCCGCCAUUUCCCCUGACAAGACAGAUCUUGCCACUUACACCAAAGUAGUCGCGAAAAAGAUAUCCUAGAAAUCGGCAUUUUCAGCAUUUCAUUUUGCCGUUCAACAAUCAGCUUGCUAUUAUCCCACAAAAACAUGGCCGACUUUGACGCUCCCACCGGCCCUCCCCCGCCCAAGGUGCCAGAAGGCUGGGUCGCGCGCUGGAACGACCAGUACAAGGAAUGGUUCUAUGUAAACACCUACACCAAAAAGUCCCAAUGGGAAAAACCCACCCAGCCGGCCAUCCCGCCCCGCGAUGACGCUCCUGCCGGUCCGCCCCCGAGUUACACCGCCGGGGAUGAUAAACCUGUUGUUGUUUCUGAUGCAAAGGUCAAUCCUUACGAUAAUACCAACCAGUCGACUACGGGCGGUGCGUCCGGAUCUGGGACCCAUCAAACCGAAAGCGAAGACGAACGCCUGGCUAGGCAGCUACAGGCGGAGGAGGACGCUAGGGCGCGGUCUCAUGGGGGUACUACAACGCCGCAGCAGAGCUUUCCAGGACAGCUCCCGCCUAGACCGGAUAAUCUUGAGAAGGGGAAGAGUUUCUUGGGGAAGUUGUUUGGGGGAAAGAAGGGGGGCGGCGGUAGUCAUGGGUCGGGGGGGACAUUGGGUGGGUUGGGGGGGUUGAUGGCUAAUCGCCCUGGGAGUCACAGUCAGUAUCCGGGGGGUUAUGGAGGGCCGGCGCCGCCUCCUCAGGGAGCUUAUGGUGGUGGUGGUUAUCCUCCUCAGGGAGGAUACGGCGGUUAUCCUCCUCAGCAGGGGUAUGGAGGUUACCCUCCUCAGCAGGGUUAUCCGCAGCAGGGUUAUGGGGGUUAUCCUCCUCAGGGGGGGUAUGGGGGUUAUCCUCAGCAGGGCUAUGGUGCUCACGGUAGGCCCGCGAAGAGUGGUCCUGGGAUGGGGAUGAUGGCUGGUGGUGCGGCGUUGGGUGUGGGUGCUGGAUUGCUUGGUGGUGCGUUGGUUGCGGAUGCGAUACAUGACAAUCAGCAGGAGGCUUAUCAGGAGGGGUAUCAGGAUGGGGCGGAGGGGGAUUUUGGUGGGGGGGAUGAUUUUGGGGGUGGUGAUUUCUAG